Molecule: messenger RNA, 1845 nt
Organism: Trichoplusia ni (cabbage looper)
Lineage: Eukaryota; Metazoa; Arthropoda; Insecta; Lepidoptera; Noctuidae
Product: acetylcholinesterase-like
Exons: 3
Coding region: 40-1674 (544 amino acids)
Source: RefSeq, a predicted model, not a curated record
AGUUCAUAGAUCAUACGCUGACGUCGUGUCGAGGGCACCAUGUGGCGAUACAAAAUGAAUUUACCAUUGGUGUUGUUGUGUGUCCACAUCCAGUAUGGCACAGCAAUGUCAAGGAUUGACCCUGUGGUUAAUACAAACGUUGGCUUGAUUCGUGGCCUCAGAGCCACCGAUGGCGACUACAACAUGUUCAUGGGUAUUCCAUAUGCAGUUGUUGACGAAACCAACCCCUUUGGGCCUUCCAAACCCCACCCAGGAUUUGAUGGCGCUUUUGAUGCCUACGAUGAUACCGUUGUGUGCCCGCAAGUUGAUGAGUUUACCAAUAAAGAAGUUGGAUCAAUAGACUGUCUGCAUUUAAAUGUGUACGUCCCUAAUUCAGCUAGUGCCGGUAAUCGUUUACCUGUAUUAGUUUGGAUUUUCGGCGGAUCAUUUGCAAGAGGACUCGCAGGCAGAUUUUUGUAUGGACCUCGCUUUUUAGUUAAACAAGACGUUAUCUUAGUUACACUUAAUUACCGUGUGGGCCCCUACGGGUUCAUGUGUCUCGAUGUACCUGAAGUUCCCGGAAAUCAAGGUUUAAAAGACCAGCAAUUGGCCUUGAAGUGGGUUAAGAACAAUAUUGAAGCAUUUGGUGGAAACUCCGACCAAAUAACAGUAUUUGGGGAGAGUGCGGGUUCCGUAUCUGUAGACUUACAAUUAAUGUACAGUAAAGAAAAGUUGUUCAAUCAAGUUAUAUUGCAAAGUGGUGUUGCUAUGGCUCCUUGGGGUGUAAGCAAUCCUUCACCCUCGGCAGCUCUGAAUCUAGCUGAACGGCUCGGAUUUAAAACAACGGAUACCAAAGAAGCGCUGGCAUUUUUAGCAUCUGUCGAUAGCAAUUCAGUGAUAGCAGCGGUAAACGGAAGAUUUGGACCCUGCGUAGAAAACCAUUUUGUAAAUGUUGAAAGGUUUAUUGACGAUUUACCCAUAAACGUAAAGAAACCGAAAAUUGGAAACUUACCCAUUCUACUGGGAGCCAACAAUGACGAAGGUCUAGCAAAUUUCAUAACUAAGACAGCCGAAGAAAUCUUAAAGGGCCCUAACGUAUUUAUGAACUUUUUAAAUAAUUAUUUCAAUUUGAACGCUCAAGAGCUUAGUGAAUUGGAACAAAUCGUAAGAAAUUUCUAUAUUGGAGACGAAACUAUAAGCAUAGAUGUUGUAGAUGAACUUAUUCGAGUGCAUGGGGACUUCAUGUUUAUUUAUCCUGCGAAAAGAACGUUACAGAAAUAUCUUGAUAAUGGUGUUACAGACAUAUAUUAUUACUUGUUCACCUACGACGGCGGAAGGAACUUCUUGAAGGACAGACUCAAUAUAACGGCUCCAGGAACUGCUCAUGCUGACGACCUGGGUUAUUUAUUUGAUAUUUCCUACAUGGACAAAAACCCAGCUCCGGAAGAUCAGCUUGUGAUUGACCGCUUCACGACAUUAUGGGCCAACUUCGCUAAAUACGGAAACCCAACUCCACAGACGACUGAAAUCAUACCUGUGAUAUGGCCGGCAGUCACCAAAGAUGAACAAUACUAUUUGAAUAUUGGCGCGGACCUGACAAUCGGGAAGAGAUAUUUCAACUCCAGAAUAGCUUUCUGGGAUCUGUUUUAUGAAUAUAAUGAAAAGGCUCAAAAGGGAUAUGCAGAUAGUUCUUAAUAAUACUAAUCCAUGUUUCAAAAAUGAACUACAUGAUUGUAUUUAUUAUUAAAAAUAAGUGCUUUGAUAGCAUUGUCAAUAACUCUUUCCUGGAUACUACAUAAUAUCUUCUGUGAGGUUUUCUUUUAAUAUUCUUCCUUUCAACAAUGAAAUAUAUUUUGUAAAGAGCAA